Microdochium trichocladiopsis is the source of this 1215-nucleotide messenger RNA. RefSeq lists its product as uncharacterized. NCBI's taxonomy places the organism in Eukaryota, Fungi, Ascomycota, Sordariomycetes, Xylariales, Microdochiaceae. Gene Ontology annotation, cellular component: nucleus. Gene Ontology annotation, biological process: intracellular iron ion homeostasis; intracellular copper ion homeostasis; positive regulation of transcription by RNA polymerase II. Gene Ontology annotation, molecular function: DNA-binding transcription factor activity, RNA polymerase II-specific; RNA polymerase II cis-regulatory region sequence-specific DNA binding; copper ion binding. The coding region runs from base 1 to 1215 and encodes 404 amino acids. The record is from RefSeq and is a predicted model, not a curated record. The transcript has 3 exons.
AUGUUGAUAGACGGCGAGAAAUGGGCUUGCGAGGCCUGUGUCCGUGGACACAGGGUCAGCAACUGCCAGCAUGCGGACCGUCCCUUGCAACACAUCAACAAGAAGGGCCGUCCAGUAUCCCAGUGCCAGCACUGCCGCUCCAUGCGCAAGUCUCGCUCAUCCCAUGUAAAGUGCGACUGCGGAGAAAAGACGCACAAGUGCAUCCACCUGCAGCAGACGAUGGACGGACACAAGGAGGCAGUACUUGAUACCGUCCCGGAAUCAGAGUCGGACCAGGAGGAGUGCAAGACAACAAGCUGCAAACCCAUCAGCCGCCGCCGCAGGACCAACACGGCUCAUUCAGAACCAGUGCUGAGCUUUGACGAGAACGGCCACCACAAGCCGACGCACAAGCACAUCAAAGCUUCCCAGCAACAUGGGCCGUACACUCUGAACAGAGUGUCCUCGAUGCACAGCAAUAGCAGCUCUGGCAGCCUUGGUACACGGUCGAUGGACAAUCUACAUUGCAGCAAGGCUAGUGGUCGAAGCCGUACUGCGGCAUCUACACCUCCUUCCGACAUCGAGUCUGAUCUUGCGUCUCCGGGCGACACGCUCCAGCAGCUCAAUGGCCAGUUGCCGCCGCUCGACCUGUCGAGCAUUCGCUACCCGAAAUACACCCCCUCACAAUAUCCCGAUUAUGUACCUUUCAUCGAUCUAUUCAGCGGUGUGUCGGACGGCGAACAACCUAUUUUCAGCGCUGGCCUCAGUGCCGCCUCGGUCGACUGGGCGCAGUAUGACGGCCUUGAGUUGCGCGACGGUUAUGUGCCCUCGAGUUUUGGCCAGGCGGAGUCGUUUCCCGGUUUCGAGCUGCCCGACUCGGCCGAGCCCACGCUGGCUUCUAAUUCUGGCGACGUUUCCGAAACGGAGGACUUCCUGCCCAGCUUUGGCACCUCGGCGAUGGACAGCUUCCGCAACAGUGCUGCAGGCAGUUUCCUGGAUCUGUCACAAAGUCAAGCAUCCAUGCUUAGUGCAACGGACUUGAGCAACCUCGAGUACGACGAAUUCAAGGGCACGGCUGCAGCCAGCAAGCUUAUGGCGGCUUCUGUUGCCCUGGACGACAGCACUUCUGCGUUUGCAGCCAUGGAGGACGAUGGAUACUGGAGUAUGAACAAUUUCAACGACGGCAUCACACAGUCUCCCGAUCCCGUUGCAUCUGGGCUGUGGGAUUCAUUAUAG